Molecule: messenger RNA, 1890 nt
Organism: Annulohypoxylon maeteangense
Lineage: Eukaryota; Fungi; Ascomycota; Sordariomycetes; Xylariales; Hypoxylaceae
Product: NAD(P)-binding protein
Exons: 3
Coding region: 194-1669 (491 amino acids)
Biological process (GO): ergosterol biosynthetic process
Cellular component (GO): endoplasmic reticulum
Molecular function (GO): 3-beta-hydroxysteroid dehydrogenase [NAD(P)+]/C4-decarboxylase activity; 3-beta-hydroxy-Delta5-steroid dehydrogenase (NAD+) activity
Source: RefSeq, a predicted model, not a curated record
GUUAGGGCGAGCUUCCAGGGGGUUAGUGCAAAGUAUAUGAUGUGAUAAAUCGAAAUCCGUCUCGGUUAAGUCCCUAAAAGCCGAGAAUUGCCCGCCAUCUCGUGUGGUGACAUCGUGUAGUUUCAUCUUACAAGCCUUCAACUUCUACAUAAACUACAUCUCUUGGUAAUGAUUAAUCGCUGGUGAUAUAAUCAUGGUUGAUGCGGCGGGAUGGGCUCCCGCAGCCCUAGGAACUGUGCUGGUGGUUGUCGUUCUCUACUUAUUUCGAGUGAAUCAGCUCUUAAGCGGAACGCCGGAUGAGGUCCGGAAGCUGUCGGGUUCACGCUGGACGCCGGACCAACUCAAGGCAACUUACAAGAGGUUGCAGAACAACCCAAUUGACUACACUGACAAGCUUCCCCCGAAGCUAGAGCGCCGGUAUGUUGUGACAGGAGGGUCGGGGCUCGUUGGCGGCUUCAUUGUGCUGCAGCUUUUAGCUCGAGGCAACCCUCCCGAGAGUAUCCGCAUCAUCGAUAUUCGGAAGACGGAGCGGAACGAUAUGCGCGUAGGCCUAGCCACCAAAGUUGACUUUGUGAAGACGGAUAUCACGUCUCCCGACUCUGUCGAGGCUGCCUUUGCGCUUCCGUGGCAUCCGAGCGUAGCGCAUCUCCCUCUGACCGUGUUCCACACAGCGGCCGUCAUCUUGGCUUCCGAGCGGUCCAAAUUCCAGUACGCCUUUCCGGAAGCCGUCAACGUGACAGGCACAAAGAAUGUAUUGGUAGCCUCCCGUAAAGCCGGUGCGGACAUCUUCAGCUCUACAUCGUCUGGUUCCAUUUCGAUCAAGCCCGUUGAACCGUUUGUUCUACCAUGGGAAUAUUCACCGCGACAUUUCUGGCAGGUCUUGGACGUAAAUGACUUCUAUAUGCCUUUAAGAGAACGCGAGCAGUACUUUGCCAAUUAUCCUGCGUCGAAAGCGGUCGCGGAAAGAUUUGUCUGUGGUGAGAACGGCGAAGACUUUCGCACUGGAUGCAUACGGCCCGCAAAUGGCGUCUAUGGGAACCCCACGGAUAAUACCGUUGGCGACCCUUUAGCCAGAACAGUGUUACCAACCUGGGUACCCCAUAUUGUUCAGAGUUUCGUGCACGGCGCAAAUGUUGCAAUCGCUCAUCUACAGCAUGAAGCCGUGCUUGUUCGGCCCUGGCCAGAAAGCGUUAAACACGCGGGUCGACCAUUCGUAGUAACAGAUCCCAACCCCCCGAUCACGUAUAGCGACUUGUAUACCGCGAUUGGGACAUUAUCCGUACAUCCAUUCCACACGAUAAAAGUACCGCCCGUACUGAUCCUCGUGCUCGCUCACGUAAUCGAGAUUUACGGCGAUCUGCCUCACAAAUAUCCCUUCCUUGGCAAAGUAUUACCGAAGCUCCAAGGUGAUAUAAGACACCUUAAGCCAGGCAUUAUGUCAAUAUGCACGCAUUUGGUUGCAUCGAACCAUGAAGCCGGGAAGCCAGUCUCUCGGGGUGGCUUGGCGUAUUCCGGUGUGCUUACGACGCUUGAAGGGAUGACGUCCGAAAUACUAGAAUGGAAUAGAGAGCACGUCAAUGAUGUCAAGACGAGAAAAGCAUAUACGACAUCGAUUUCUCUGGCAGAGCAGAUCCAGAAACUCUGGGAUAUGGGAGGGAGCUCGGGUUAGGAUUGACGACGAUAUCAUGUAUGCUAGGUGCUGUGAAUCGAGUACGAGAUAAUUUGAGUAACGGUUUAUGCAAACGAUGCGUGACCGUCGUUUACAUAGAACCCGAAAAAUUUACAAUUCAUCGUACCAAACCAAGUGAAAAUGAUUGAUGGAUGAGGGGUGAUGACGACUCAUUAUACUCCAUCUGUGCGGUGGCUUUGCAUGUUUUGCAUUUUGGUAUG